This is a messenger RNA of Lathyrus oleraceus (garden pea), 1077 nucleotides long. NCBI's taxonomy places the organism in Eukaryota, Viridiplantae, Streptophyta, Magnoliopsida, Fabales, Fabaceae. The record is from RefSeq and is a predicted model, not a curated record.
ACAAAAGCCCAAUUCAAGACACAUUGUUUAUCUUCUUCUUACUCUGGAAAACAAUGAAACGUCAAUCCCAAAAACCUAAACAUGAACAACAACAACGACAACAACAACACUGACUAAACUUUCAAAAUUCAAAUAACAACACUGACUAAACUUCCGAGUUAAUCAACCAUGAUUCAAAAUGGUGGCACUGUAUCCCAAGGUUCUGUCUUGUGUUAUGCUUGUCAAAUUCCUGCUAAGGUUGCUGUCUCAAGUAUCCGAAGUUUCUGGGGACAUAGUUUGGAAAAUAAGCCAAGAGGAAUGACAUUCACAGACAUGUCUGCUACAUCAAGCCUACUUUUAAGCGGGGGUCAGAAUUUUCUGUCUCGUACUAUCCCCGUGUUACCUACGCCGCACAAGUCUUCUACCACCCCUCGGGCAACAAAGGAUUCCUCAGGCUUCCGAUUCCCUCCGAUGACAAAAAAACCAAGAUGGUGGUGGAGAACAUUAUCAUGCAUCCCUUACCUCUUACCUUUCCAUCAGGCAUGGAUGUAUGCUCGGACAGCAUACCAUCUUCACCCGUUUAUCCCGUAUUUCCAGCCCAUGACGUACCCUUUUCUCAUGGCAAUUGGAACUCUACCUAGAUGGUCUCUCAUAGCAUACUUCUUGAUUGCAUAUCUUACAAUUGUGAGGAGAAAAGAAUGGCCUCAUUUCUUCCGAUUCCAUGUCGCCGUCGGAAUGUUAAUCGAGAUCGCCCUACAGGUUACCGGGAUUGUGAGCCGUUGGAUGCCACGUUCGUUUUAUUGGGGUAAACUUGGAAUGCAUUUCUGGACUACUGCAUUUUUUGUUUUUCUCUUUACUACCAUAGAGUGCAUUAGAUGUGCCCUUGUUGGUAUGUAUGCCGAUGUCCCUUUUGUCUGUGAUGCAGCAUACAUUCAAAUACCACACGAGUAAGGUGGAAUGUGUAACAAAGAAAACACCUUUACAUUUCUGUUACUCUUGUUUGUAUUCUACUUUUUCUUUAGCAGAAACAGAAAAUGACUAAUCAUAAUCAGUUUGUUGUUGUUGUUGUUUAUAUCGAAAUACUACGAAUUUGAUGUU